Molecule: messenger RNA, 267 nt
Organism: Triticum turgidum subsp. durum (durum wheat)
Lineage: Eukaryota; Viridiplantae; Streptophyta; Magnoliopsida; Poales; Poaceae
Source: the annotation of a GenBank genome assembly
AUGGCGGCGGCCAAGAAGAGGCCGUGGAAGUGUUGCGACAAGGCCUUCUGCACCAUGUCUAUCCCACCGAUCUGCCGCUGCAUGGACGAGCUCUUCGAGUGCCCCUCCACCUGCAAGUCCUGCGGGCCGUCCAUGGCUGACGCACCUCGCAUUGUCUGCCAGCACCAGUACGUAGGCGACCCCGGGUCAUAUGCCGGCGGUGGGAUUGCUGCGACUCGCCUACUUGUUGUUGGAAAUAUGAGCAAAUCACUACGAGAUUUAAUCUGA